GGUUAUGUUUUGAUGAUAACGCGAUUGAAUUGGGUUGGAUUAUGGAUUAUGGAUUAAACUUAGCAAGAAUGCGUAAAAAUUGCAGUUUGAAGUGUUUUUGUCAUCUUAUUGUUUAGUUACUGGUAAUCAGAGUAAUCUUUUACAUUUAUUUCACUUCCAUUUAUAUUUUUCCCUUGAUACUGCGCGCACAUACUCUGUAAUCUGUUCACUACCCAGAAGGUAUCCUCAAUUCCUGAACGGCUAAUCCCUCAGAGAUUUCAUGUUUGAUCUCAUUAAUACAAUUAGGAGAAAGUCCUCUGUGAGCAGCGCUGAUUUAAUUUUUCAUCUCGCAUAAGGAAGUUUAUUAGUCAAAUAUUGGAUUCAAGUAUCCAUCAGUAAUGGAAGUUUUUGGGUUGAAAGACUUAAAAACCGUUCCAGACAUUUUCCACCCCUACACUGAUUUGUUGCGGACAUCCGGAACGCCAAUUGUUAUUGACAACGGUUCUUAUCAGUGUAGAGUAGGAUGGGCAUCCGCACAGAAGCCAAAUCUCAUUUUCAAGAAUGUCCUUGCCAAGCCAAGGAAAGAAAGAGGGAAAAAAGUCACGGAGCUGCAAGUGGGAAAUGACAUCACUAAUAUGGAAGCAGUUCGACUUCAACUGAAAUCUCAGUUUGAUCGCAAUGUCGUCACUCAUUAUGAUGUCCAAGAACAAAUAUUCGACUACUCAUUUUCUCACCUGAGUAUAAACACUGAACAGUCCGUUAACCACCCUAUCUUACUCACAGAGGCCUUUUUGAACCCCAACUAUUGUCGACAGUUUAUGUCGGAGCUCCUAUUCGAAUGCUAUCAAGUACCUGCAGUUUGCUAUGGUGUGGACUGCCUUUUCAGCUACCAAAAGAACAACCCAGCAGCUCAGUAUGGGCUGGUAGUUGGCUGUGGUUAUCACUGUAUUCAUAUAAUUCCUAUAGUUGAUUUUAAACCUGAUUACUCUCGGUCGAGAAGAAUUGAUAUCGGUGGAUUCCAUGUUGUUAACUACCUGUAUCGACUACUGCAACUGAAAUAUCCUGCCCAUUUUGCUGCUAUUACUCCCUCUAGAGCAGAGGAGUUAAUUCAUGAACACAGUCGAAUUGCAAUCGACUAUAAAGAAGAAGUGAACAAGUGGGCGGAUUUAGAUUACUACAAUAAAAAUGUGAGGAGAAUUCAGUUACCAUUCAAUAUAACAACUCCAGCGCUAACACCAGAGCAACAACUUGCUCGCAGAAAAGAAUUGGCAAAAAAACUUGUUGAAAUGAAUGCUCGGAAGCGCGAAGAAAGGCUGGCUGAAGAAGAGGAACAACUGAAUCAGCUCUUGGCGAUUCAAGAGAUGGUGGAGUUCAAUGAUGCAGAAAAAAAUAUUCAGGAAGCCCUGAAGUCAUUUGAAUUAAAGGAUGUAAAUGAUUUGAUCAAGUCAAUCAACCAACUGCGCUCCAAAAUUGAAAAAACCAAACAGAAAAUUUGUGGAGCAAAUGUUGUGACUGAUACUAUUGCUACCGAGGAGCCAAAAUUGAAGAUUAUGAAGGAAAUGCCUGUGCCAAAGAAGGAUGAAGACAUGAAAAAGUGGAUCAGUGAUCUCAGAGAAAAGAGGCAAAGAAUUCUAGAUAAGCGGUCAGCACGGAAACAACGCAAGCAAGAUAUGGCGAAAAGGAGAACAGCAGCAUCUUGGGAAAGAAUGAGAAUCAUUAGCCAGCUAGCAGGGAACAAAAAAGACAAACGAGAUGAUGAUUUUGGGAUGCGAGACGAGGAUUGGGACGUCUAUAAAGUCAUCAACAAGGAUGGAGGGGAUAGUGAUAGCGAAGAAGAGCAAGAAAAACUGAUAGAACUAGAAGAAGUAUUGCGCCAAUACGACCCUGUCUUCAGUGAAAAUUCAAACGAGCAAGAAUUAAACCCAGAAGAAGCGCACCAACUACAUUUCGGAACUGAACAUAUCCGCGCCCCGGAGGUACUAUUCCAACCUUCUAUGAUCGGUGUAUCUCAAGCAGGGAUUGCCGAAACAAUUGAAUACAUCUUAAAACAGUUUAAUGAGGAAACGGCAACAAAUUUAGUUUCAAAUAUUUUUAUCACUGGAGGAUGCGGAAAUUUACCUGGUCUAAAGGACAGGCUGCGGAAAGAGUUGAUGGAAAUUCGACCCUUCCAAUCAACGUUUAAUAUUAGUGAAGCAAGCAACUUGAUGUUGGAUAGUUGGUUUGGUGCGAAAGAGAUGGCUCUGUCUGAUGAUUUUGCAAAACUUAGUAUAAGUGUGAAUGAAUAUGAGGAAAAGGGAAUGGAGUAUUUUAAAGAGCAUUUUGCAUCAAACGUUUUCGUUCCCUCCCCAUCCGCAAUUCCAGUUGAGGAGAGUCCUCAAACCAGUCAGACCCCUGUUUCAUAAAUGUACUUUUUAUCUGUCACAACUGUCAGUCCUAGUUCUGUUUUUAUCUGUGAUUUUACUGUAUCGUAUGUGUAUUAAAGUUUUUUUUUAUGCUUAGAUUUGUCAUGGUUUUUAAUGACAAGUUUUUUAAUCCCAAAAGAACAAGUUAUCCAAAGAGAUCAUUUAUAAAAAAAACCUAAAGCUGUAUUCUUAAUAUUGUUACUCCUUUUUUUCAACUCUUUUUAAUACAAGUUUAAACCGACCUCAAAAA
This is a messenger RNA of Bemisia tabaci, 2631 nucleotides long. RefSeq names its product Actin-related protein 5 (gene Arp5). Lineage: Eukaryota; Metazoa; Arthropoda; Insecta; Hemiptera; Aleyrodidae. The record is from RefSeq and is a predicted model, not a curated record.